Molecule: messenger RNA, 1349 nt
Organism: Erythranthe guttata (spotted monkey flower)
Lineage: Eukaryota; Viridiplantae; Streptophyta; Magnoliopsida; Lamiales; Phrymaceae
Product: flavonol synthase/flavanone 3-hydroxylase
Source: RefSeq, a predicted model, not a curated record
ACAUUUUUUUUGUUCCCACAAAAUAGAUGACAUAAAAAAAAAUUUACCACAUAAAGAAUCACCAUCCACAUGAAUUAAUCCUAUAAAGGCAAACACAAACGCCAAGAACACAAACACACACAAUAAAACACACAUAGAAGAAACAAUUUCAAAAACCAAAAAGAAAAAAGAAAAGGAAAAGAAGAAAAACCAACAAUGGAGGUGGUGAGAGUGCAAUCCAUUGCAUCCCUAUCCAAGCAUGCAAACACGAUUCCUUCCGAAUACAUCCGAUCGGAAAACGAGCAACCGGCGGGCUCCACCGUGCAGGGUGUGGUUCUCGAGGUUCCGGUCAUCGAUCUGAGCGACGAAUCCAACAUAGAAAAGAUCGUACGGUUGAUAAGCGAAGCGAGUAGGGAGUGGGGGAUAUUCCAAGUGGUGAACCAUGGAAUCCCGAACGAAGCGAUAUCGAAGCUGCAACGAGUGGGGAGAGAGUUUUUCGAGCUGCCGAAAGAAGAGAAAGAGGUGAUUGCAAAGACAAGUGAAUCUGGAAUAGAAGGAUAUGGAACCACACUUCAGAAAGAAAUUGAAGGCAAAAAGGGUUGGGUUGAUCAUUUGUUCCACAAGAUUUUGCCACCUAAUGCUAUCAAUUACAACUAUUGGCCCAAGAAUCCACCUUCUUACAGAGAAGCAAACGAAGAGUACGCGGAGAGGCUCCGCCACGUGUCGGACAAGCUGACAAAGUGGCUGUCGCUAGGGCUAGGGCUGGAAGGUCAAGAACUGAAGGCGGCGAUGGGCGGGGAAGACACUAUUUAUCUGAUGAAGAUAAACUACUACCCGCCGUGCCCCCGCCCCGACCUAGCCCUAGGGGUGGUGGCCCACACUGACAUGUCAGCACUCACAAUCCUCGUACCUAACGAGGUUCAAGGCCUCCAAGUUUUCAGGGAUGACAGUUGGUAUGACGUCAAGUACAUCCCCAAUGCUCUCAUCGUACACAUUGGAGACCAAAUUGAGAUACUAAGCAAUGGGAAGUACAAGGCUGUGUUUCAUAGGAGUACGGUGAAUAAGGAGAGUACGAGGAUGUCUUGGCCGGUGUUUUUGGAGCCGCCGGCGGAGGUUGAAAUCGGGCCGAUUACGAAGCUUGUGACCGAAGAAAGCCCGGCGAAGUUUAAGACUAAGAAAUAUAAAGACUAUGUUUACUGUAAGCUUAACAAGCUUCCACAGUGAUGCUACGUACUAUAAAAUGGUUUAAUAUUGUUUUCAUAAUUCAAUUUGAAUUGUAAUAUUGGAACAUGCAUGUGUUAUUAAUAUCGUGAGUAGCAGUAGCUUCUUGCUAAUAAAUCAAUAAAUAAAUCAUGCUUUUUUUUUCUUUU